This is a messenger RNA of Etheostoma cragini (Arkansas darter), 3192 nucleotides long. It is a transcript of the gene tbx18, whose product is annotated as T-box transcription factor 18. The transcript has 8 exons. Gene Ontology annotation, cellular component: nucleus. Gene Ontology annotation, molecular function: RNA polymerase II cis-regulatory region sequence-specific DNA binding; DNA-binding transcription factor activity, RNA polymerase II-specific. Gene Ontology annotation, biological process: positive regulation of DNA-templated transcription; somitogenesis; cell fate specification. The coding region runs from base 351 to 1883 and encodes 510 amino acids. The record is from RefSeq and is a predicted model, not a curated record. NCBI's taxonomy places the organism in Eukaryota, Metazoa, Chordata, Actinopteri, Perciformes, Percidae.
AGGGAAAGGUUCCUGGGGGCUGUGAUUCCUCGUGAUUGGUUGCCCUGCGUUGUGACUGACAGGUCCCGUUCUCCGGCUCUCCACUAAGCUCCGGUUGUUGACACUCUCCAAAAAGUCCGCACGGCUCUCACGGAUAACGGAGACACUAUUAGACUCGUCCCGGGUCCAUCUGUUUCCUCUGCUGUCCGUCUCCAGGACGGAGACAACCCGUUUCACGGAAACAACUUGAGUACCAUCGUGGAUUUUCCUGUUUUUUUCCCCGACUUAGUGUGUCUUUAACUUUUCCUGCUCCCUGCAAGCUCGUGACGCCGUCUCGUUCCUCCCGUUGCUCUGCUCGGAGACCGAGAGACAUGGCAGAGAAGCGGCGGUCCCCGUGCGCUCUGAGCGUCAAGGCGCACGCAUUUUCGGUGGAGGCUCUGAUCGGAGCCGAAAAGAGACGCAGGAAGGCCGGGCAGGAUGCCGUGUCCGCCGAGUACGAGGACGGAACGGAUGUGCCCGAUCUAACCGGGAGCCCGGGGCCGCGGGCGGACAGAGCGUGCACCAGCGACCGGGGCAGCGAGGCGGAAUGCGCAAGUGACGGAUCCCAGAGCGAGGACGCGCUGCUCGGGAGCCCGCAGCCCGCGGCGGCACCGUGCGCGGCGCCGGUGACCGCGAGCGGAGAGGAGACCCGCGUGGACCUGCAAGGAUCAGACCUGUGGAAGCGGUUCCACGAGAUUGGCACGGAAAUGAUCAUUACCAAGGCUGGAAGGCGGAUGUUUCCCGCUAUGCGUGUGAAGAUCUCGGGCUUGGACCCCCAUCAGCAGUAUUACGUUGCCAUGGAUAUAAUCCCCGUGGACAACAAACGAUACAGGUACGUGUACCACAGCUCCAAGUGGAUGGUAGCGGGGAAUGCGGACUCGCCUGUGCCGCCCAGAGUGUACAUCCACCCGGACUCCCCGGCCUCAGGAGAGACGUGGAUGCGUCAGGUGGUCAGCUUCGACAAACUCAAACUGACCAACAACGAACUGGACGACCAGGGACAUAUCAUUCUGCACUCCAUGCACAAGUACCAGCCGCGGGUCCACGUGAUCCGUAAGGAGUGUGGAGAGGAGCUAUCCCCGGUGAGAGCCAUCCCCGCUGGGGAAGGCACCCGUACCUUCGGCUUCCCCGAGACCGUGUUCACCACCGUCACAGCCUAUCAGAAUCAACAGAUUACAAGGCUGAAAAUUGACCGAAACCCAUUCGCCAAAGGCUUCAGAGACUCUGGCAGAAACCGGAUGGGUCUGGAGGCUUUGGUGGAGUCUUACGCGUUCUGGCGUCCAUCUCUAAGGACACUCACAUUUGAGGACAUCCCUGGCAUCACCAAGCAAGGGAUCCCAGGAGUUCAUGGUGGGAUCGGACCAUCGUCCCACCUGCUCUCCACGUCCCCGUGCUCCUCACCGUUCCAGGUCUGCCCCCUCAGCCCGCCCGACUACACCUGCAGCCGACCCACACACCCCCUCCAUCGCUACAGCAACCCCCCGGAGCCGUUCCCCUCUCCCAGAGGUCCAUCGGCGUACGAAGGCGAAGGAUUCUGUUCUCUUCCUCUCCCCGCUUCUCAAUUUGGCUACCACGCGCCGCAGGGUUACGCUGGGCUCCGCCUCCACACACCGCCCUACAGCCUGUACGGUUACACAUUCCCCCCCUCGCCGCGCCUCGCGGCCAGCCCCGAUAAAAUGGCCGCCGCCGCCACUGCCAAUCACCAGAGUCCCUUCCUGGGCUCGUCUCCCAGUGGGACUCUAACGGACAGUCUGGGUGUACUCAGCGGAGGACAGCAGGGCUUCUUGUUUGACUCCCGGACUUUAGGACUCGCAGGUAGCCAGCCGGGAGGCGGGGCCUCACAGGUCACUGCCCACAUGGGCUGAACAUGACUCCAGACAUCUAGGGUUGUCACGAAAAACGAAACUGGCUCAGAACGUUGUACGAAUUAAUCAUCCGCGUGCUGAAAAAAGCAUCAGGCUGAACCAAAUACAGAGGAGUGACAGAUCAAGCCGUUGCCUCUGUGAGCAUAACAAGCUUGUCAAGGCUCUUUUAACUGAAGGGAAUAUUUUGUACGUUCGUAUCUUUAAAGCAUGUUCUCUAGGACACGCACAUGCAGCACCAGUGGUCACUGAAGGGAGGAACUACCUGCGGCUUUGGAUAAGGAGUCCAAAUGAUGUAACCAGCGACUAAACUGGAACUGAACGUGGACUGGGCAGAAUCUGGGCUGGCACAGGGACUCAAAGCGAGCACUUCAACCCCUCGCAGGAGGUCCUGAAGCAGGAACUGUUCUACUCACACAGCAUUCUACAUCACCACCUUGAUCUUGCCUCCUUUGGAUGGAGUUUCUGAACACUCCUUUUGAACUUGUUUUUAUGGGAUACAUCGACUAAAUUCCUUUCGUCAAUUCUUUGUAAUUACAUGUCUGGCGGUGAUCUCCAUCAAUUCUUUGGAAUAUGUAUUCCAUCUAAUAAUAUGCACUACAGACAGGGCCGUUUCACCACUCAGACUCUCAGAAAAAAACUCUUAUACACAACACCAGCAGCCUGUCACAUACUAGCACGAUGACAUCAUGGCCUUAGGAGACCACGGGAGAUAUCCCAGCGACAGUUACGGACUGAAGAGGUUAAAGGUGUGGGAGAAGGGUGGAUGUAGGACUGAUAUUCUACGUCUGGUUUGACAGAUGUUUCCUUGAUGCAGCUGUUUGGAUGGCGGGCUGGAGCACCUCUUGCCUUGUGGGCCACAGACGGAGCUGCACAUGACGACUCUGUAUAUAGCGAGGGGAAGGCGGGCGGGAGGAGAGAUGUGUGUGUGUGUGUGUGUGUGUGUGUAUAUAAAAGGCUGUGUGACCCUCCGCACUUAAAAACCCCAAUGCACCUGCUUCUGCUCUUUAGCCCGGGUCAGGUAUGCAACGGCCAACCCUGAACUUGACAAGCUCCAGAAGCUUUUCUCUGCAAACGCGCUAUAUCAGCACGCCCUUUGGCCGAGGACAUUAAUAUGUUCUGUGACCCUUUUUUUGAGCCAAAUAAAAAUCUGUGUAUUCACGUCACAAUGUUAAUAUGUAAUCAAUAUCUUACUAAUUUAACUGAUUUUGUUUUGUCUAUGAAGGCAAUUGUGAACAUACCACCUUUUUUUUUUUUUUAAGUGAAGCAAUUGCAAUGCUUACAAUAUAUUUCCCUUGUGAAAACAAAAAAG